Messenger RNA from Episyrphus balteatus (marmalade hoverfly), 3401 nucleotides. Its product is annotated as cilia- and flagella-associated protein 91-like. Lineage: Eukaryota; Metazoa; Arthropoda; Insecta; Diptera; Syrphidae. The record is from RefSeq and is a predicted model, not a curated record. The transcript is spliced from 5 exons. The coding region runs from base 290 to 3280 and encodes 996 amino acids.
AUAUUGACAAAUUUUUUGUUUUUUCUUUUGUCGUCCUCGAGAAAUAAAUUGAAUCUUUUUAUUUCCCUUGCUUUUAUAUUAUCUAUUUUUAUACUUUUUUUUUUGUAUUUGUUACUUUUGAAAUCUCAUUAAACUGGGAUUUGUUUCUGGUAUAUAUAAAAUAUCCCUAAAGGUUGUCAAGCUUCGAGACAAGGACACCAACAAAAUACAUAUAUAAAACAAAAAAAGUUUUUCUUAUAUCCUCGCUCUCGUGGUUCGUUGUUGUCUUCGACUUCAACCCAUAAAAAAUAUGGCACUCACUUUGGAUAGCCUUAAGCCCAUUUUCCCAAAGUAUGAUUACAAGUACACUGAACGACCGAAAGCUGCUUGCUCCACAUAUCUUAGUGACAGGAAUCCAUUUAACCUGCCCCAAGCGAGUGAAUAUCAAAUAGAGGAUGUGCCUAGGAUGUCGUUGUCCUCGUCUACACCAGCACCAUUACCACCAUCAGCUUCAAACUAUGAUGGCCAACUCCUCACAAGCAAUACUAUCGACUGUAAGGGAAAGUCUCGUGGGUUAUUUUUCCAUCAUCAUCCUCAGGGUAAUGUAAACGUCAUCUGUGUUAAAUUAAGUGAAGACUGUAAGAGUCCUGUUCCGGUGAUUUGCAGGGAACGAACUAAAACGAGAUGUACUCAAACACGUUACAGAGAAUCAUCAGCUCAAACCCGUCCAUAUCUCCCUGAAUUAGCCAAUGAUAAAGAAAACUAUGAAACUAACGAAGUUUAUCAAAUUUCUCAGCUUCUUGAUAGCUAUCAACCACCUGGAGAAUAUGAAGCAAAAGUUGUCGAACGUACACGACGUCGUCGUCAGUACGAAAAAGCUCUUAAAUUACUCAACAACAAGUACAAAGAAAAACAUCAAUCUGUUGUUGAAGCUUUAGAAUGGGAAGACUGGGUAGCUCGCGAAGAAUACAUUCAAGACUGUCAAAUGUUACGAAUGCAAAUUGUUGAAAAAAUGUUUGAAAAUCGGGAGAAAAAUCUCCGACAAAUGUCGGAACAAAGAAUUUCUUUCAGUACUGAAAGAAUUCAAGCUAAACGUUUUGGACAGUUGAGAAAAAUUCAAAUUGAGUACGAUCGAGAAAUGCGAAGACUUGAAGCUAAGAAACUAAAGAUUAAUCGAAAUUAUCGAAAGGGUAACAUUAUUCAGGAACACAUUGAUCCGGCUUCAGAUUUGCAUGCACCCCAAAUGAGAUUCGGAGUUAAUCCGAAUCGUAGGCAUUUUGUUGGCUUCCGGAAGAAUUUUGAUGAUAGGAUUGAUGAGUUGGAUAGGCAAAGAGAUGUGGGGAGAGUGUCUUCGCUGGCAUGUCCGUUUAGAAAGUUAAAAACUUGGGCAAAGCCAAAGGAACGAAUGAAAGAAGUUACUCAAAGGUUUUGUAGCGAUGAAAACUUAAAGAAUAUGUAUGACAGUUUGAAGGGUCUUCGAAUGAAAUCUGAAGCUCCGAAACGAGCUCCCAAGUGUCUAAGGAAAAAGGCGACAUCAUUUAAGCCGGAAGAAGUUUUCAAAUGUGAAGAAUUAAUCGAAGAACAACGAUCGAUUACAUCUUUUAUAGCUCAGCCUCUUGACGAAUCCAUCAAAACUGAUAUCCAUGAUGACCGAGAAUUUGUGGAAGAACAAGAACCUCCUACCGAUCAGCAAGUCCAUGAAAAAAUUCAAAUCAAAAGUGAUGACGAAAUUGCAGGAAUUCUGGGAGAGUUCGAAGGCACAACUCUUGGAAACCUCCUUCAGUUUUUAAGUGACGAACUUGGACGACUAAAAUUACAAAAGAAAUUCCAAGCUAUUCAUUUGCUAGCAAAAAAAGAACGCUGGUGGCGAGAAGCCGCUGAAGCUGGUCAAAGACAAAAAGAGAACAAACAACGUGAAGAACAAGAAGAACUUUUCGCCAAAGCCUACGAAACUCGUCAAGACACUUCUUCUUUAUUCCUUGAAUCAGUGCUAGAAAGAGAAUUCAAUUUUACCCAUCAAACCUUAGCAAGAGACAAAAUUACCCAACUUGCUGAAGAAGUUCCAGAAUUUGAUCAAGACGAAUUGGAUCUUGAGAUAAUAUUGUCAAAAGGCAAAGAUAGACAAGCUUAUGAUCGAAUGGUAAUCAGUGAUUGUGUUAGGAAUCAAGUAUUUGCUGUGGCCGAAGAACGGUUUGCUAAGAUGAAAGUUGAAAAGUUGCAUGCAACUCAUUUGCGAGCAAUCGAAGAAGAACUGUAUGCAAGUGUGGAAAAAGCUUUAGCUGAUGAAUUUCAAGUUCCUGAGGGGAUUUGUAUUGUUGGCGAAAUUUUAGACGAACUAAUUGACAAUGCAGUUACGUAUGAUUUUGACAUAUUUACACCUUCUUCGUCGUCAUUGGAAAGUGCAUUCGAUACACAACAGGAAGUCAAUGAUAUUAUAAGCAAGCUAUUGCAACUGGUAACUCAAAAGUCUGAUGAAGAGUGCAACUUUUUUGAUUUGACAGCUGAAAAAGAAGCUAAAGCUUUGAUAAGAAAGUUGAUCAGGAAGACCAUUCCCCAAAAACGGUGGAAGGAUGAAAGUGAAAGAAUAGUUGAACAGACUUUAAGUGACACAUUUAAUGAGGCAGUUUAUGAAUUAGAAUGUCUCAAAGCUUCGCAGCAAGUUCGUGCAGACGAUAGGCUGAAUGAAGUUAUUUCAGAAAUUUACAAUCGUUUGGAAGAAUGUUGGGGAAAGAAUAAUGAACACAAAACACAAGGAGAAACUUCAGCUUCAGAUAUUUCUGGAUUUCUUAAAAGUGUUCCAUCAAAUAUUGAUAUUUUUGAAAAUUCCUCAGCAAAUACUGUUUCUUCAGGAGAAAGUCCCGAUGACAGAAUGAUAAAUGAAGAAAUUAAUUUAAUGAAAAAAAUUGAAUAUAUUGAUGCAAAAAAUUUAGAAAAAUAUGAACCAAUAGAAAUUUGUCGAUGUCACGAACGUUUUAAUUUAUUAGAGAAAACUUCAAAAUCUUGGAAGAGUUUAAGUAGUUUGGAAAAUGAAUUUUCUGACAAACCAAUAACUUCAACAUCGAGUGAGGAAAAUCUAUCAUUUUCAUCACAUUACAAGGAUCUUAUUUCGGAGCCAUUUUCAAGAGCUGUUUAUCCAGAUUUACCGGUGGAAUUUCAAGAUGAUGAAGAUCGUGUAAAGUUAAUGACUGAAGGUAGUUAUGAGAGAGCAAGUGCAUGUAUUGAAAGGGCAAGCAUUUAUCAAGAAAAACCAAGAUGUAGUUGUUACAGAUCUAGAGAUGGUUUGAGGAGGUCUUCUUUUUAAUCAGAAUUUGAAGAACUUUAUUUUGAUAGCUGAAAACAUAAUCAUUUAUCAAGUGUUACAAAAAUUGGAAGUAAUUAAAAUUUGAAAGAUUUUAAUAAAAUUUAAACUGUUUGAUCGUUUC